CCUCCCGUCGUGUUGCUCCCAACAUCUGAAACGGAUUCCCAUCCAAAAGUUGAGGUAUCUCCACCCAUCGCGAAAAAAUAUUGUCAAUUAUUUUGCCAAAUAUUCACACAAAAUCUUACUCAAACUCGAUGCAGUGGAUUGGUGCAGCCCGGUAGAAUACCGGACGAUAGUUGGUGGCAGGAAUACAGUUCGAUUGGUGUGAUAUUUGGUGCAUUUCUAAACUCUGCCAGCGAGCCCAACAAAGGCUGAUUCAUUCACAUAUUACGAAGAAAAGGCACAUCAUUCAAGACCCUGUAUGAGUCGAACGGCGCUGAGCGGGACGGCGGCAACGUAGGGUCCGAAGAAGGUGUCUUCUCCGGUGUUGGGAGCAACCGUAUGACAUGCUCUGUGUAUCAUCGUAUCGUAGGCUCGACUUAUUCAUGCAUGUAUGGUAGUGGUGAUAGUACGAAAAAGGCACCAGACAUCAGGAAAGAAACGGACGCGUGAGAGAGGUCAAGGGAAAACAAAAUAGCCCUCAUCUUCCGCUCUCGUAGUUGGCCAUACCUUUUCGUCCGUUCCGAACGAUGAUGGGUGCUUCAUCGCUGUGAAUGGUGUCGUCAUGCAUCAACACUGAGAAGGUGUUUUUCGGACGUAGUGGAGUGUGUAUGGGUAGUGCAAAAACAGUGAAAGCAUCAAAGUCCAGUGAAGGAAUUAUUUUGGAGAAUACAGACGAUGUAUUUUUCCAAUUUAUACAAUUAUUGUUAAUUUUUAUUAUAUAAAGCAAGGUGGAUCCAGAGUUUGAAUUUAUCCCGGGUAGAUAGCGAGCCUGCUAUCUACUGCACUUGAGAGCCUUUGUGAUAGUCGAUUUAUCAGUAUUCCGAAAAACAACAAAAGACAACAUUAGCGGAACGAAGAGAGGCUAUAUUAGUAUCGAUUUUCAUAGAGAACAACAACACCUUAUUCGCAAUAAUGUCCAAUCACAUUCAUACACAGUCAUCAGAUGCAGCGUUGAUAGCGCGAAUGCACCAGAUGAGGCUGGAAGGGGAUGGCUCUGGUUCGGGACAGCCCAGAAUGGCUCACCCCCAGCAGACAAUGAUGUUGGAAGGAAUGUCGAGAGGUGGCCAAAAUAUUGGUCAUAUGCAGAUGGAGAGCCAUUAUGUACCAGUGUCAACAGCUAUUGCACCUGGAAAUGUUGUGAUAAUGAACGAUCCGCGUAUUUAUCAAGGUCAAAUGCUAGCUGCGACAGCUGGUCGAAAACCAGGAGAUAUUGCGCAUGUUGGCUACUACAGAGUUAGCAAUAGCCCCACCCAUUCGCUCGGAGGUUCUUCCCAUCACUCCGGGGGUGGCAGUCCGCGGGCGAGUGGACAACUGCAGCAACCACCGCAAUACUACGACCCUCGCUAUCAAACCGUAUACGAGAACAUAGACUACUAUCCUCCUGCUCAACCACAACACAUAGACGCUCUCAUGUACGAGAGAAAAUUCGAAUCCAACAAUGUUAAAGCUCAGCCUCAAGUCCCGGUUGGAACCGGAAUGUCUCAUCUUCCAUCCAACGGUAGUGCUGGUCGCUACGCUCACACUCCUCAGCCACCAGAACUUCAUGAACAACCACCCAUCUAUGAAAAUCUACAAACGGCAUCCGGUCAACAAGCUCAACCUCAAGCCACCAAGGCUUCUGCACAAAUCUAUUACCAUCGAAAUGAUACGAGCAGUCCACAGGUCCCUCACAAUUCACAGUAUCAUCCCCAGGAACUCCCCAUUUACGAAACAACAACUGCCAACCCUAAUGCGAACUCCAGGUACGUCACCGCAGGCCAAGUACCGCCUCAAGGACCGUACCACCAUUCCCCAAGCAGUAGCAACGUUUCACUUAAAAUUGCCCAACAACCGCAGCCCGUACACUUGCCAAAUGUCAAGCAUCAAGCCACCGGUGUUCCACUCUCUGCAGCUAUACCCAACGAAUACCAAAAGUCACCCAAGCACUCUUCAGCUCCAUCGCUACCCCCAAAAUCAGCUGACGCCAUCAGGUUCCCACAUCAGACCACCAAAACCAAUUCCCCAUCCCGCAGCAGCUCCAUAUCGGGCUCCAGUUCACUGAACAAAUCCUUCGUCGAAGACAUCAACGGAUCGGACUACGUGUGCAUGACCGGCGGAAGCAAGUACCAACACCAACAGCAAUACUCCAUUUCCAGCCAAUCGUCCCUACAGUACGCUGCUAAAGCCCCGACAACUACCGCCCCCACUUCCACUGGAAGCGCAACAACACCACCAGGAGGAGGCGGCGGAGGGCCCAUCACCAGUAGACCCUCACCAAAUCCCCAUGCGACACAGGCUUCGGCGGGUUCUGGCUCCGGUAGCAAACCGAACAGUGCGCAAAAUUCCUUCUCCGGAUUGCCACCGGUAUCAUCGCAAAACCGCGCGCCGUCAGCGGUUUCGCCAACGCCAUCGCAGCUUAGCACCGGCAGUGGUUCCGGCAAGCGUCUUACGAAAAACCUCCUGCCGUACAACGUAACACCUCCACGCCCUACUGGGCCAACCGAAGCGGAGCGAAAAAUUGAGGAACUAACCCGGCAGCUGGAGGAAGAGAUGGAGAAGAACGAAGAGCAGGGAGAGUAUUUCGGCAUAUGCCACACCUGCAAGGAGAAGGUGACCGGUGCCGGAGCGGCCUGUCAAGCCAUGGGCAACCUCUACCACACCAACUGCUUCAUCUGCUGCUCAUGCGGCCGUGCCCUCCGCGGGAAGGCCUUCUACAACGUGCACGGCCGCGUUUACUGCGAGGAAGACUACAUGGUAAAUUACUCCGGCUUCCAACAGACGGCGGAGAAGUGCGCAAUCUGUGGGCACCUCAUCAUGGAGAUGAUCUUGCAGGCGAUGGGCAAAUCCUAUCACCCGGGUUGCUUCCGAUGCUGCGUAUGCAACGAGUGCUUGGACGGCGUUCCAUUCACGGUGGACGUAGAUAACAAAAUCUACUGCGUUAACGAUUAUCACAGCAUGUUUGCGCCAAAGUGCGCCAGCUGUGGAAAAGGAAUCACCCCAGUGGAAGGAACGGAGGAAACGGUACGGGUGGUUGCCAUGGACAAGGACUUCCACGUAGAUUGCUAUAUCUGUGAAGAAUGCGGCAUGCAGUUGACGGACGAACCGGACAAGCGUUGCUAUCCGUACGAAGGACGGCUCAUGUGCCGAUCGUGUCACAUACAGAAAAUUUCCCUACAGGAUAUGCAGCACGGUCGAAUUGUAGAGCCCGUCUGUGCCACGUAUCAGUACAUGGCCUAAAUAGCUAUCUUAUGCAUACUCUUAAACAAAACUUACAUUUUAACCGGCUGGCUGGAAACUUAUAAAAAAAGUAUGUAGGUACGUUACGAACGGAUAUCGCAUUUAUAAAUCGUAGAAACUGCGCGGAAGCUUAGGUGUGUAGGACACUGCCAAAACCGCUAGGUGAAACUUAGAUCAUUGAUCGAUUGCAUUUGCAAAACAGAUCCAGUUAUUAGUUUGCUCUUAUUUUUGUUUACUAAAGAAUGCAGCUUCGAACAAAACCGUUUGACAUUUCCAUUGAAAGCAACAAAUGUUUAAAAAAUCUACCAUUCAAAUCCAAUAUGCUGAUUUCUUAGAUUUGGCUUGUAAUAAGUUAAAUAGCAGAUUUCGUCAUAUGACGUUCGAUUUUCCUGUGAAAAAUGGAAAUAGCAAACAAUUGUUGUUCGAAUGUGCAGCGUUCGAACGUUAGCAAUAACGAAAUGUUAUAUUCCUGUGUAUACUUUCCCAUUAUUCAAUCGACGUUAUCAUCCAACUUACAAUUUAACUAUUAACUGUAUGUUCCAUCACAUAUACAUAUAUUGGAAUUUGAGAAUUGUGCUUGACAUUUUUGAUACUCACUCAAAAAGAAACGAAACAUUCCAUUACUCUACCCGCUGGCUGUCGGCUAGAUUGAACGGUGGAGAACUACCUAUUUAAUAAAACAGACCUUAUUUUUUGGCAGCUUAAGGAGAAACGCGUCGGAAUCCACAUCAACAUCGUUGCUUUUUGCAUCAUGCAUAGAAGCCUCUCUUAACCUAGCAGAAAGAUCCACGGCUACAAACGCAAUGCAAUGCCAUGCUGGAGGAGGCUGCGUUCGAUUCCUGGUUCGUUUUGAAAACUUCACUUGACUUCCUGGGCAUAAUAGUAUCAUCACGUUAGCCUCAUGGUUUUAAUACUAACGAAGAAGCAUGCAUAUAAAUGUGAUUCGCACAGGUAUGUGGAUUAAUAAUUCAUAAGGAUUGGUCACUUUUGGAUUCCGAUGCAUUUUCCCUUAAUCCAUCGUUGUAAUUCAAGCGCAGGCAGAACUACUUGAUAUGACACAUGACUAUUAUAAUACUAUCGAAUAUUACUUAUUAUUAUUGUAAUGCUAAAUAUUAUAUGCUUUUUGCUAGGGCGUACUUUUUCAAUUGUAGUUAUUGAAGUAAAAAUAUAAAAUAGCUGGUGAAACAAAUA
This is a messenger RNA of Armigeres subalbatus, 4443 nucleotides long. RefSeq names its product LIM domain-containing protein jub (gene jub). Gene Ontology annotation, biological process: cytoskeleton organization; positive regulation of miRNA-mediated gene silencing; negative regulation of hippo signaling. Gene Ontology annotation, cellular component: P-body; nucleus; transcription regulator complex. The record is from RefSeq and is a predicted model, not a curated record. Lineage: Eukaryota; Metazoa; Arthropoda; Insecta; Diptera; Culicidae. The transcript has 6 exons. Gene Ontology annotation, molecular function: transcription corepressor activity. Bases 949 to 3252 code for a protein of 767 amino acids.